Molecule: messenger RNA, 654 nt
Organism: Laccaria bicolor S238N-H82
Lineage: Eukaryota; Fungi; Basidiomycota; Agaricomycetes; Agaricales; Hydnangiaceae
Exons: 6
Coding region: 1-654 (217 amino acids)
Source: RefSeq, a predicted model, not a curated record
AUGGCAUUGGCAACAUUGCCCUCCGGUUCCUACUCCCUCAACAACGCAUCCCACGAAGACGAGUUGGAAAGAAAUGGCAUUGUUGUACUGGCCAAAGAUCGUUUUGUUGUUUUAGCAGCUCAAAAUGUCCGUCUCCAGCAUUGCAGUGACAUGCAUCAACAACGCCUCUCUGAAGGUGAUUCCAUCCGUCGCAAACUUGAUAUGAUCUUCAAGGCGGCUGUGGAGUCUCUUACCUGCCCGAUUCUGCUUGAACCAGUGAAGUGCCUCUGGAUACUGCCAGAAUGUGGUCAUGCCUUUUCGGCCCAAGCUCUCCACCAGCUUUUCCAGGAGGCGGUUCGACUUGAACUGAAUAGGGAUUUACAUGAUCAUAUCAAUGUUGAGCCUCAGCUUCGUGAAGAGGGUCAUACCCCUUACACCGCCGAGAUUUUCGCGCGGUUCAAAAAUCUGGCCACAUUCAACUUUACACCAUCUUACAAGUGUCCUCUUUGCCGGACCGUGGUAACUUCUGUCCCUAUUCGGUGCACACAGACGGUCAAUACCGCCUUAGGCAUCAUCAGCUUCAUUCGAGCCUAUACGCAAAAGGUGGUGACUAUUGAAAAUGGCUGUGGAUUAAUUGGAGUGGAUUGGGCGGAUUACUUCAUUUUCACCAUAUAA